This is a messenger RNA of Aethalodelphis obliquidens (Pacific white-sided dolphin), 5570 nucleotides long. RefSeq names its product roundabout guidance receptor 4 (gene ROBO4). NCBI's taxonomy places the organism in Eukaryota, Metazoa, Chordata, Mammalia, Artiodactyla, Delphinidae. The transcript is spliced from 18 exons. Gene Ontology annotation, cellular component: axon; plasma membrane. Gene Ontology annotation, molecular function: cell-cell adhesion mediator activity. The record is from RefSeq and is a predicted model, not a curated record. The coding region runs from base 1003 to 4020 and encodes 1005 amino acids. Gene Ontology annotation, biological process: homophilic cell-cell adhesion; dendrite self-avoidance; axon guidance.
CGGCAGGCGGACUCUCAACCACUGCACCACCAGGGAAGCCCUGGAAAAACUCUUAAAGGUCAUGUACUCCAACCACCUUUCCAGGGCCUGAAAAAUAUUCCUGCCAAGGAUGCUCAAAUAGUUUCAAUGAUGGGAUGUGCAUAAAAAUAAAUAUAUCACAAUAUUGGCUAAGCUUUACUGAUCACUUACAAUGCAUUAGGCACUGUACUAGAUGGUUUUAUGCUUUAUCUCCUCUCACUCUUACUCCAGCUCUCAAGGUAGGAACUAUUAUUAUUAUUAAUUAUUAUUAUUCUCACUUUACAAAAAAGGAAACUGACUUUCAGGGGUUAAGUCACUUGCCCGAGGUCUCCCAGAAGCUUAUCUCCUCUGUCUCUGGACUGACUAGGCGCACAGAGUGGACAUCUCCCAGACAAGAGCCUGUGCUCUUCCCUGUCUUCUGACCUACCACCCUGACCUCUCCCCGGGAAAUGGGCCGGGGCAUGACAAGACACACUUGCUCCCUGCACUUGGCUUCCGGGGCCUGCUUUCCUCUACCCUCAGCUUCAGAACACUGUGCCCUGAGAUUCCACCUCUGGGUUUUCAUGCCACUCUAGCAGGGGGUCGCUUGGAAGCCAAAGGAUUGGGAUUGAGAUUCAAGGGUUCAGUAGAGGCUUGGGGUAAAGGAUCAAAACAGUGGUUGAAGUUAUGGUCGGGCUGAGGGUUACCGCUAAGAAAUCCUGGACUAGAUCACAAGAUAAACCCUAGGGCGGGGCUUCGAGUCAGAGGUUAUGACUACAGGAUCAAGGUCAGAGACUUUCUCUCCUCUGGUCUCCUCCCAAUUCUCCAAGGCACUGAGGGCCAGGCAGGAAGCAUCGGUUUCCUCAAAGCCGCUUCCCUCCUGGGGCAGAGUCUCGGUCACAAACAACCACCACUGCCGCCGCGCCCGCCCCUCCUUCCCUCCGCUGUGAGCUCAGAGCAGUAGGACAAAGUGCUACAGACAAGGACAGAGGCCUGAGGGCAGCCAUGGGCUCUGGAGGAGUAGGCCUCCUUGGGGCCCGUCAGCCCCUGCCCCUCCUGCUUCUGCUCGUCACAGGAGGCAUGGCUCAGGACUCCCCACCCCAGAUCCUCGUCCAUCCCGAGGACCAGCUGCUCCAGGGCCCUGGCCCGGCCAAGAUGAGCUGCCAGGCCUCAGGCCAGCCACCUCCCACCAUCCGCUGGCUGCUGAAUGGGCAUCCCCUGAGCAUGGUGCCCCCAGACAUUCACCACCUCCUACCUGACGGAACCCUCCUGCUGCUGCGGCCCCCUCCCCGGGGACGUGCCCACGAUGACCAGGUCCUGUCCACAGACCUGGGUGUCUACACGUGUGAGGCCAGCAACCGGCUGGGCACGGCAGUCAGCCGGGGCGCUCGGCUGUCUGUGGCUGUCCUUCGGGAAGAUUUCCAGGUCCAGCCUCGGGACGCGGUGGCCACGGUGGGCGAGCAGGUGAUUCUGCAGUGUGGGCCGCCCUGGGGCCACCCAGAGCCCACAGUCUCAUGGUGGAAGGAUGGGAAACCCCUGGCCCUGCAGCCAGGGCGGCACUCGGUGUCCAGAGGUUCCCUGCUGAUGGCAAGAGCAGAGAAGAGUGACGCAGGGACCUAUAUGUGCGUGGCCACCAACAGUGCAGGACGACGGGAGAGCCGGGCAGCCAGGGUGUCUGUCCAAGAGCCCCAGGACCACAAGGAGCCCCUGGAGCUUCUGGCUGUGCGCAUUCAGCUGGAAAACGUGACCCUGCUGAACCCAGACCCUGCGAAGGGCACCAAGCCUGGUCCUGCUGUGUGGCUCAGCUGGAAGGUGAGCGGCCCUGCUGCACCUGCUCAGUCCUACACGGCCUUGUUCAGGACCCCAGCUGCCCCCGGAGGCCAGGGAGCCCCGUGGGCAGAGGCCCUGCUGGCUGGCUGGCAGAGCGCAGAGCUUGAGGGCCUCCAGUGGGGCCAGGACUACGAGUUCAAAGUGAGACCAUCCUCCGGGCGGGCUCAAGGCCCCGACAGCAACGUGCUGCUCCUGAGACUGCCUGAGCAAGUGCCCAGUGCCCCUCCCCAGGAGGUGACCCUAAAACCUGGCAACGGCAGUGUCCUCGUGAGCUGGGUCCCACCACCUGCUGAAAACCACAAUGGCAUCAUCCGUGGCUACCAGGUCUGGAGCCUGGGCAACACCUCGUUCCCCCCGGCCAACUGGACGGUGGCGGGCGAGCAGACCCGGCUGGAGAUCGCCACCCGCGUGCCAGGUUCCUACUGCGUACAAGUGGCCGCAGUCACUGGGGCUGGGGCUGGGCAGCCCAGCAGCCCUGUCUGCCUCUUUUUAGAGCAGGCCGUGGAGCAAGCUCUCCAGGAGCCCAGUGCGCACGGCCCGUGGACCCUGGAGCAGCUGAGGGCGGCCUUCAGGCGGCCAGAGGUCAUUGCCAGCGGGGGUGUUGUGCUCUGGUUGCUGCUGCUGGGCACCGCCGUGUGCAUCCACCGCCGGCGCCGAGCUGGGGUGCACCUGGGCCCAGGUCUGUACAGACAUACCAGUGAGGACGCCAUCCUAAAACACAGGAUGGAUCACAGUGACUCGCCGUGGCUGGCAGACACUUGGCGCUCCACGUCUGGCUCUCGGGACCUCAGCAGCAGCAGCAGUCUCAGCAGCCGACUGGGAAUGGACCCCCGGGACCCACUAGACAGUCGUCGCUCCUUGAUCUCCUGGGAUCCCCGAAGCCCUGGUGUGCCCCUGCUUCCCGACACCAGGACUUUUUAUGGCUCCCUCAUCAAUGAGCUGCCUUCCAGCCCCCCAGCCCGGCCAAGUCCCCAGGCCCCAGCUGCCAGGCGGCUCACACCCCAGCUGGCCAGGCUCUCCAGUCCCUGGGCCAGUUCAGACAGCCUCUGCGGCCGCAGGGGCCUCUCUUCUCCGCGCUUGUCUCUGGCCCCUGCAGAGGCUUGGAAGGCCAAAAAAAAGCAGGAGCUGCACCAGGCCAACAGCUCCCCGCUGCUCCGGGCCAGCCACCCUGUGGAGCUCUGGGCCUGUGAGUUGGGCAACAGAGGCUCCAAGAACCUUUCCCAAAGCCCAGGAGCUGUGCCCUGGGCCCUGGUUGCCUGGCGGGCCCUGGGACCACAGCUCCUCGGCUCCCCCAGUGAGCUGGUGACUCACCCUCUCCCCGCAGCACCCCUCCCUCCUCGUGGACCCCGCACUCAGAGUCAACAGACCCAGCAAUCGGUGGAGCCCCAAGCCCCCUCCUGCCACCCACUGCCAGCAGCCCCCGUCCCCGCCUUUAUCCCUUCCGGUCCCCCCAGCCCCUCCAGUCCCCAGGCCUCUUCCCUCUCUGGUCCCAGCCCAGCAUCCAGUCGCCUGUCCAGCUCAUCAUUGUCAUCCCUGGGGGAGGAUCAAGACAGUGUGCUGACCCCUGAGGAGGUGGCCCUGUGCCUGGAGCUCAGUGAGGGUGAGGAGACCCCCAGGAACAGUGUCUCUCCAAUGCCAAGGGCUCCUUCACCCCCCAUCACCUAUGGCUACAUCAGCGUCCCGACGGCCUCGGAGCUAGCGGACAUGGGCAGGCCUGGAGCGGGGGUGGGGUCCGAGGUGAGGGGCUUGCUGUGCCCACCUCGGCCCUGCCCCACACCCACCCCCAGCGAGGGCUCCUUGGCCAAUGGCUGGGGCUCAGCCUCUGAGGACAACGCCCCCAGCGCCAGAGCCAGCCUGGUCAGCUCCUCCGACGGCUCCUUCCUCGCCGACGCCCACUUUGCCCGGGCCCUGGCCGUGGCUGCGGACAGCUUUGGCUUUGGGCUGGAGCCCAGGGAGGCAGACUGCGUCUUCACAGAUGCUUUGUCACCUCCCUCCCCCCGGGAUGACCUCUUCCUGAACUCCGCCCUCUCCCUGCCCCCGUGGGAGUGGAGGUCAGACUGGUUGGAGGACAUGGAGAAAAACCACACCCAGUGGCUGGGAAGGGGGCUGCCUCCCUGGCCCUCCACCUCUCGGAUCUCGUCCCAGAGAAGUCAUGUCAGCUGUCCUGCGCCCAAGGCCGGCGACUCCUCGUGAACUGAUCCCGAGACUGCCAAGAGGAGAAUCAGAACCGUCUCCCCUGUCAGCCGCCAGUCUGGGCUGUGGACUAUGGGUCUUGAUCUCUGCAUCUCUGCAGUCGGGGUCCACCUCUCCCAGCCUCCAGAGUUCUCCGUCCCGGAUUGUGAAAACAAACGAAAGCAAAACAAAAUAUGAACAAAGCGGACCUGAAGCCCCCGGGGGAAAAAAUCAUCUCCACCUGACUCCCAGCCCUUGCUUUUCCCACUGCUUCAUCCGCGUCCACAGCCACGUCAUUUGAGCCUAAGAAGCAGCCCUAAAUCCUGAUCUCCCCACCCACUUGGAUCACGGGAAGUGGAGGGGCCAAAUGUCUGCCUGGAGGACAACAGUGGCUCAUGGGAGAGGGCUGUGGAGGAAGGAGCUUCUCAUCUCAGGGCCUCCCCUCUCUGCCUUUUCUGGACGAUUCCUAACUCUCUCCCCAAACACACCACGAAGGGACAUAAAGAGAGACUCCAUUGAGGCAGUGAGGCCCUAUCUCAGCACCAAGACAAAGGACGAGUCUAGGGAGGAAGAUGAAGGAGGAGUGACCAACGUGGGACAAAUACACCCUCCUCAUACUCUUGUCACUAUAAGCUUAAGGAAUCUGAUACCAUAAAGCUACGAUGACUUGAGUUCUGUGAGGUCACUCUGCGGGCCACCAUCACGAGACCUCUCGGUGGAGCACCACCCUCAGGAGGGCUCCUGGGUUAGAAAGGGAUCAAGGGUUCACUGACACUCUGGGUGUCACUCCUUUCUGUUCUGUUAUGAAGGGGGGAAUUACCUACAUCUUUCAGACUUUAAGCAGAAUGCAGGAAAGGGAGGGGUGGGGGAUUUUCGGGGUCUGCUGGUCUUAGCAACUUGUCCUGUGAAGACAACUCCUGCUUUCAGGGGUCCCAGCUGCCCUCCCCAAAGAUCAGUCCCAGAUGGUUUCUUAAAAUAGACAAAGUAGCUAAGUUUCACAAAAGGUAGAACCACCUGUAAGGGCUGGCCAGUGGGCACCCUUCAGACAGAAAACAGAACAGAGGAAUGGAGGGGCAGGACUUCCAGAGCCUGAACCACAGAAAACCACUGGAGGGCAGGCAGGGCCGCAUCCUUCUCGCUUGGUGGGAAAGGUCAGGGGCAGAAGCCACAUGCUGGGCGGUUGCUACUGAGCAUGCCCAGGGUCGUGACCUCAGGAUGAGGAGUCAGUGCUCUGGAUACACAUCCGUUCCUCUUUAUUUGCUUUUCCUUUUUUGGAUUUUAUUUUUCUUUUAGCUUCCUGGUAAAAUUCCUUUUGAAAACAUGCCAACCUCAUUUGCCAGACGAAAUGAGAAAAAAGGGAUUUGUACACACUUAGGUCAAAGUGGCAGGAGAGGUCAGAGCCUGGGACUGGGGGGUCAGCGGCCAUCCCCUGAGAGCCCGGAGCAGUCACUGGGCAAGUGAGAAGGAAACAGACCUCAGUGCCCAGUGAGUGGUGUGGGCUGUGGGUUCGGGAGUGAUGGGGACAAUGGCGUUCGUGGCCAAAAUUAAAAAGAAAUUCUCUGCCAGUCUAA